AUGACUCAUAAGAGAUGCUUUGAGGCUUUAGAUCGAACCUUACGUGAUUUGCUUUCUAAACAAGCACCUUCUAAUAGCAUAGUUCCAUUUGGUGGUAAGGUCAUUGUUCUUGGAGGUGAUUUUCGACAAAUAUUACCAGUUGUAAGAAAAGGUUCGCGUGCCUCUAUAGUUGAUGCAUCCAUUACGAAUUCUCCUCUUUGGUGCCAUGUUAUUCUUCUUAGACUGACAAUGAAUAUGAGGCUUCUUCAUGGUGACUUUGCUGAGCAAGGUCAUUUAGAUCUUCAGGACUUUGCUGAUUGGGUCCUAGACCUUGGUGAUGGUAGGUUGCCUGUAACAAAAAAAAUUGAUGAAUCAGAACCAACAUGGGUAGACAUCCCUAAUGAUCUACUGAUCAAAACAUCCGGUGACAAAAUAAAGGCCACAAUAGAUGAGGUAUUUCCACACUUCACAAAUCACUAUAGAGAUCAUUGCUACCUUGCAUGUCGAGCUGUUGUUUGUCCAAAUAACUCGACAGUCGAUUAG
This is a messenger RNA of Oryza brachyantha (malo sina), 522 nucleotides long. RefSeq lists its product as uncharacterized. The coding region runs from base 1 to 522 and encodes 173 amino acids. NCBI's taxonomy places the organism in Eukaryota, Viridiplantae, Streptophyta, Magnoliopsida, Poales, Poaceae. Gene Ontology annotation, biological process: DNA repair; telomere maintenance. The record is from RefSeq and is a predicted model, not a curated record. The transcript has a single exon. Gene Ontology annotation, molecular function: DNA helicase activity.